This is a messenger RNA of Haliotis rufescens (red abalone), 2782 nucleotides long. Its product is annotated as neuronal acetylcholine receptor subunit alpha-10-like. The record is from RefSeq and is a predicted model, not a curated record. Gene Ontology annotation, cellular component: neuron projection; membrane; synapse. NCBI's taxonomy places the organism in Eukaryota, Metazoa, Mollusca, Gastropoda, Lepetellida, Haliotidae. Bases 376 to 1818 code for a protein of 480 amino acids. Gene Ontology annotation, molecular function: extracellular ligand-gated monoatomic ion channel activity; transmembrane signaling receptor activity; neurotransmitter receptor activity. The transcript is spliced from 8 exons. Gene Ontology annotation, biological process: monoatomic ion transmembrane transport; signal transduction; chemical synaptic transmission.
CACAGAGUCCAAUCAAUACUCGAUGCAGGCCGCGGCCGACGUGUUGCCCUUAGCUAACUGUACCUGAAUGCGUGAGUGUAGUGUGAUGUCACAGGGAGGAAUAAACAGUCGUGAAGAUGCGGUUACAGGUAGAAAGAUUGUCCUCUAAAAGAACUGGAUGUUGAAGAGUCUAGAGUGGAACAUAUGUCCCGUGUCAUGGUUAGCUGACGAUCGUCUGCAGUCAGGGAAGCAGUAUCGUCAAUAAGUAGACAAUACUGUUAUGACAGUUCCAAGAAUCUGUCUAUGGAACUCAAUUUCAGAUCAAGAGGUUCCGGUGAUCUUCAAUAGAUAGUUCACGGAUACAUUCCGCCGCUGCCGGAAGGGUUAACGCCAGACAUGUAUUUUCGGAUGAGUCUUUCGAAGAUCGAAUUGGUGUCUUUGCUCUGCCUCAUUGCAUUGCAAGAUUCGAUGUGUGAUGAGUUCGUAUCUGACAACAUCAUUAAAGGAAUACUAGCCAACGGUUACCGAAAGGAAGUGCGGCCUCGAUGUCCGGGUGUUACGGCAGUUGAUGUCACUCUGGAUUUGGCGCUCAGACAAAUUAUUGAGCUGAACGAGCCAAAACAGUUUCUGCAAACAAAUGUGUGGUUACGAGCGUUUUGGAAAGACUGCCGUUUAACCUGGAACAAAACUCAAACGGGCGUUGACAACCUUAUUCUUCCUGUGUCGUUUAUGUGGAUUCCUGACAUCACAUUAUAUGACAAUAGCGCAGAUGAAGGAAUGAAAGCCGCCAAGGAAUACCGUGUCAGCGUAACAAGCGAGGGGGAAACACGUCACCAGAUACCCAUUGUCCUCACAAGCCUGUGUACCAUAGAUACAACAUACUUCCCAUUUGACAGACAAUCAUGCCAUCUCAAAUUUGGGAUGUGGGCCUACAGUGGUCUGGAAGUUAACUUCACAAAUAUCAGAGACGAUGCCGAUUUGACGUCAUAUCAAGGUCACGUAGAAUGGACCGUGCUCAGCAUGAACGUUGAACGUAGUGUGACCUAUUUUGAAGACAUUCCCUAUCCAUCAUUGGUAUACGAUCUGAAGUUGAGGAGGAAACCUCUGUUCUUUAUUCUCAAUCUCUUCUUCCCCUGUGUCCUCAUCUCAAUGGUGGCUAUCCUGGGUUUCAUGCUGCCUCCAGAUGCAGGGGAAAAGGUCAACUUGGAAGUGACGGUUCUCCUGUCGCUGGCUGUGUUCCAACUCAUUGUCCUGGAGAUGAUGCCGCCCAACUCGGAGACGUUACCGUUUAUCAGUAUAUACUUUGCCUCGACCAUGGUCUUGGUGGCAUUGUCAUGUCUCAUGACAGUCGUUGUUCUGAACGUCCAUUUCAAGGGUUCCCAGGGUUGGCCAGUUCCAGUGAUCGGCAAAACUAUCAUCAUCGGGGGAUUGGGCAGGUUACUGUGUGUGAGACCAAACCAUAAAGGGCGGAAGAAGCAUCCCGCUAAUGACGUUGUUCAAGGUCUUCGGUUUGAACGACGGAAGACCACUGUGAAACCUCUGAACAACGUCAGCGCCAUAGACAACGUCAGCGCCAUAGACAACAUCAGUACCAUAGAAAACGUAGACGCAGACACCUCCCUCUCACCGGCAACAAGCCUACUUCUAAAACACUUUAAUCGGAUCAAUGCUAGCCUGAGUGAUAUGGUGACCCAACUGGGUGACAGGAAGAGUGACAAGGCCAUGUGUGAGGAGUGGGAGCUUAUGGCUCUCGUCCUGGACAGAGCCUUUCUCCUGCUCUAUGGCUUCCUCACCUGUUUAACUUUGCUGAUUUUCAUAAUAAUAUUCCAGACACAGUAAGUGGGGGACCGGUGUGAAAUGAGGUCCCUCGGGUACUUAGAUCCUGGUAUUCAGUCAGACCACCUCAUGACAUCAGAAAGAAGGAGAUCGAUUUCAACAUGGCUAGGAUCUCCCUCUCGACCGAACGUGAAUUUUGGUUUAAUUUCUUUUAAUUAUGCGCAUAAUUUGCCUGUUAACCAAAUCAUGAUUAUGGACUAUUCCUUGAUUGUUUGGACAAUCUUGGAUGCCCCAUGUUGAAUGCAAAUGUAAAUCAGUCGCUGAAAUCAAUAGAACAAAUCGGUAACUACCUUACAGUCUGCUUUUGUACCCCUUUCGAACUUAAAAUUUAAUUACGAAUAUCAUGAUGAUAAUGAUGACGAAGAGGGUGGUGAUGAUGAUGAUGAUGAUGAUCAUGAUCAAGAUGAUGAUGAUCAAGAUGAUGAAGAAAACGAAGACGAAGGGGGUGAUGAUGAUGAUGAUGAUAAUGAUGAUGAUGAUGAUGAUGAUGAUGAUGAUGAUGAUGAAGAACAACAACAACAAAAAGAAGACGAUGACGACAUGUCGCUGCUGCUACUGACCACGACGCUGAUGGCGAAGAUGAGGUUGAUGGCCCUGAAGAUGAAGUUGAUGGUGAUGGGGAUGAUGAUGGUGAAGAUGAAGAUAAUACUGCGGGAAAGCUGUAACACUUCCCAGCUAUACAUUACGGAUGAUUCCAUAUGUUGUAUGUUGUAUGUUCUUAAUGUACCUACCGUAAAUCAAACUGGUUAUAUGGCACUCGGACGUGUUGAUUUACCUGUAACUAAAAUUGAUUAACAACUUGAAGCGUUAACAUUUGAUCCACAGUCCACAUUUCUGCCAGGGUUGCUACUCACAUGAUUAGUGCUGUGAUUGUCAAAUGAAGGAAUCAAAUUGCAAAAAAUAUUUGCAUGUGUGCAGAACUAUGACGUAUAUAUGUAACAAGAAAUACAACCCUUUUGUGACCCAA